AAAAACUGAUGCGGUUACAAGCAGUGAAAAACAAGAUACCUAUGUGGAAAAAAAUAGCACAGGAGUAUAACAGUGCGGGGCCCUCUUGCCCAAGAGCUGUGGAAUGCUUAAAAUGAUGUUAUGAAAACAGGAAAAAACUGUUGAGAAAAUCAGUAGCUGCUGAAAGACGGGAAAUUUAUAAAACUGGAGGUGGCCUGCCAGACAACCAAGCAAAAAAGGAACCACUUGAUGAUUUCCUUAUGUCUAUUGUUUCCAAUAAAAGUGUACAAGGCCUUGAGACCCCUUUUGGUGGAGAUGCAAUUAUAAACAUCAAUUCUUCAAACCCAACAACUUCCCAAGAGUCACAGGACGUAAUCUUAGAAGACAAUGCUAUUGAAUUCAUCUUUGAGAAUGAUCAUGAAGAUAGUAUUUUUGAGUUUGAGGAUACCAUUGAGGAAAAGAAAGCCUCACAAGGAAAACCAGAAGAAAAAAAGAGAAAAGCAACGACGUCAAUGGAAAGUGAAACACAAAAAUUAAAACAAAAUCAAUCAAAGAACUGGAAACGCUACACAGUUCAAGAUUUGAAAUCAGCCACAGACAGUGCACUCAAUCCAGAGUCAAUCCUAGCAACACCCAGCAACACAACAUCCAGGCGAAGGCCUAGAACAUUUGUGAAAACAUUGGCAGCCUCUGAUUUAUCAGAAAAAUAUGAUAAAUUAGUAAGCGAGAGACUAGAAAUUGCAAACUAUCAAAAACAAGUGUUGCAAAACCAAAUAAAAGCAGAGUUGAAAGAACAUGAGCUCAGAGUGGAGCUUCUAACUCUCCAAAUCCAAAGGGAAAAGCAACUGAAAUAG
This is a messenger RNA of Ceutorhynchus assimilis (cabbage seed weevil), 833 nucleotides long. The record is from the annotation of a GenBank genome assembly. Lineage: Eukaryota; Metazoa; Arthropoda; Insecta; Coleoptera; Curculionidae.